Salvia splendens (bonfire salvia) is the source of this 1131-nucleotide messenger RNA. RefSeq lists its product as uncharacterized. Lineage: Eukaryota; Viridiplantae; Streptophyta; Magnoliopsida; Lamiales; Lamiaceae. The record is from RefSeq and is a predicted model, not a curated record. Bases 34 to 1131 code for a protein of 365 amino acids. The transcript is spliced from 2 exons.
CACUCCAUCGAUCCAAUCCCCUAUUCCAUUACAAUGGUCGACGUCGACUGCCGCAUGUCCGGCCUCAACCCGGCCCACCUCGCCGGCCUCCGCCGCCUCUCCGCCCGCGCCUCCUCCUCCGCCGUCCCCGUCCUCCCGGGCCUCACCGCCGCCGAAUUCGCCCUCGCCGAGGCCGAGUUUGGCUUCUCCUUCCCCCCCGACCUCAAAGCCGUCCUCUCCGCCGGCCUCCCCGUCGCCCCCGGCUUCCCCGACUGGCGCUCCCCCUCCGCCCGCCCCCACCUCCGCGCCUCCCUCGCCCUCCCCGCCGCCUCAGCCUCCUUCCACGUGGCACGCAAUUCCCUCUGGCACAAGUCGUGGGGCACGCGCCCGUCCUCUCCCGAGAAGGCGCUUCAAACCGCCCGAGCCGCGCUCAAGCGGGCCCCACUCCUCAUCCCGAUCUUCAACCGCUGCUACAUCCCCUGCUCCCCUUCCCUCGCCGGGAACCCCAUCUUCUACGUCGACGAGAAUCGGAUCUUCUGCUGCGGACUCGACCUCUCCGAUUUCUUCGAUCGCGAAUCGAGCUUGUUUCACGAUCAAAUCUCAAUUACUAUCAACCAAUCGGAGAUCGAGAAAUCGAAUUUGAAUCUGAACAAUCGGAGGAGCCUCGAUUCCGGUGGAAGGGCCGCGCGGUGGGUGGAGUUCUGGAGCGAUGCGGCGGCGGAUCGGCGGCGGAGGAGCUCGAAUUCGUCGUCUUCCUCGCCGGAGAGGUGCGUCGAGGAGGCGAGAUCGGAGGCGCCGGAGUGGGUGGGGGAGUACGUGGCGCGGAUCGGGGCGGUGCUGAAGGGGGGCGGGUGGGGGGAAUCAGAGGUGGCGGAGAUCGUGGAGGUCUCGGCGGCGGGGUUCUUCGAGGAGGGGAUGGUGAUGCUGGACAAUCAGGCGGUGAUGGAUGCUCUGCUGGUGAAAGCGGAUCGCUUCUCGGAUACGCUCCGGAGAGCCGGAUGGAGCUCCGACGAAGUCUCCGAUGCGUUAGGGUUUGAUUUUAGGGCGGAGAAGGAGCCGAAGCCGCAGGUGAAGCUGUCGCCUGAGCUCGCCCACAGGAUUGGGAAGCUGGCUGAUUCCGUCAAUCGACCAUCUUUCUCUUCCUCUCGGUGA